CUCGUCGAAUGUGAAGGGAUCUUUAAUACAAUCGGUUAUCCGGGUUCGUUCUAUUGAACAUGUUUAGAAUGACGCUCAAAUAAACGAAGGAUAGAAAGGAUUCACAUCAGAUAUUGUUUAAUCAAGAUGGAGGGUAAGAUGUCGGACGGUUUAACGAUGAUAGAGAUCAAGCCACCAGUUCAUGGCCAUCUUGGUCCAGGCAACUUCACCAUAUCACAAGAAGAAGAUUUAACUCACCCGGCCAUGUGUAGCGUCUUUAAAAAACAUUAUAUAGAUCACCCAGGACAUAACUCUAGUCUUCCCACUGACCUGCCUGCUCUUGGGCCUGUUAUGCACAGAGACCGAAAAUUCUUCAACGAAAUGUCGUCGGAGACAAGCAAUGCGUAUGAAUACAGACCCACCGUGAAACCCGUUCUGGAAAACGCUCAGACAAAACUUAGUACCACAAAUUUUAAAAUGGACAAAGAUCUGAGCAAGUUUAAUUCCUUCAACACAACAAGUGAAUAUUAUUUUGGUCCGAAAGUAGGGCCUGAUUUUAGAAGGAUACAAACUAUAACAGAUCAUGGUUCCCAUGUUCCGAACGGAGAUCCGGGAAAAGCCCCACUGCCUAAAUCAGAUUAUAGAGAUAAGUUUGUAGGUCAUGAUACAUCAGUAUGUAAAAUUAUAAAAGCCAAGUCUAUGCAUGAAGGAGGACCACCAACAAUAACUGGAGAUCUAAAAUACAACGAUUUUACCACUUCUCAUAGUCAACAGUUUCCUUAUAAAUGGCAAUAUAAAUUAGAUUCAUUUUAUCCGACAACAGUAACGAAUGUACCGAAUGGUGAUCCAGAGAAGAUCGUACUACGUGACACAACAAUGAGAACAUCAUUCCCAUGUAUUGAAGGAAUCGAUCGUCCUAAACCUAGUUACGAUCGUCAAGCAGUCAGUCAGCUUCUAUUACAGACCAAUUUUAAACAGUCCGAUGGCAAGAAAACCUGGGAUAAUUACAUGAGUACAGCUAAUAGUUCCUUUCAAAUGGCCACGGUACCAUAUAAAAAGUCGGCUCCAUCCAUAGCCCGUAACCAGAGUGCUUUUCCCCGAGGUGACUGGGGGAAUGACACAGAAAGAAGAUCUAUGACGACCAGUAAUUUAUAUCAUGGCAAUCCUGCUCCCGGUCUACACAAUACGAUAUUAAAAGGCGCGGAUGAGUUAACGAAGAGUAACGUAUUAUUUGGUGAACCCCGUAUAAAGAAGCCAUCUAUCUAUUAUUCUACUACCACUCAAGAUGUCUUCACCCCCAAAUCCACCCCUUAUACCUACACCAAAAAUAAAUACUAUCUCAAUUCUCAUGUGCCAUUACGUUAUUACAAAAAUGAGAUAAACAACUCGACAACUCAGUCUGAUUAUUUGAAACCAGGUAAUGUAGACAGAGUACACCCUAUGGAGUCCGGUGAACAGAUGAAGAAGACCAACUUUUUCCCGCCAUGGAGAAAUGCGACCUGUUUUAAUACAACCCAUCAGGACAUGUAUACACCGAAAACAAUGGAGAAAUUCAUCAUUGAUUCCGGCAAGAUGCAGAGAAGUUCCGUUCCUUUGGGACCACAAGCUUAAAAAUCUCUGAUAACAGUCAGUUUUUAAAUCAUGUCCAAACCACAUAAAUAUAUGAUUAUUUGAUAUAUUUGUUGUUUCCAUGGCUCGUCACUAUUUCGUUCAGAUGUUUAGGACAUGUUUCGUUGCCAGGGUUCAUUACACAUCAAAGUCACUGUGGGGUAUUUGAAUUUUUCGGGAAAUAUCAAAUUUUUCGCAACUUUAUCAACGCUGUCAGUAACUGAGGCGUUAUACUUUCGAUUUCAAAAUUUAUACAUUUCGAUAAAAAAUCAUUUAGCACACCGUACCAAUAAAUUAGAUCUCCUUACAGGACUUGUUUAUUUCAAACACAGCCCACAUUGUGGACAGUCAGCAUCCCUUCCCCCUCAUCUCGUCUAAAAUAUAUAUUACACACAAACAAUUUUUGGGGAAGUGGUCGGAGAGUAUCCUUUUGAGUUGAAGAACCCUGUUGAUUUUGUUGUUGUUCUUAAUGUUUAACGUCCGCUUCCACCGAAGGUGAUAUCGCAGACAGGUUUUAUUUUUUUAUUAUUAUUAUCUUAGCGCACGCGCAGGGGUCUUUUCUGUGGAAGGAAACCGGAGUACCCGGAGUAAACCCACGACGUUGAGAAGGCGCCACACCAGGGAUUGAAACCACAGCCGCGAGCCAGA
Molecule: messenger RNA, 2235 nt
Organism: Patella vulgata (common limpet)
Lineage: Eukaryota; Metazoa; Mollusca; Gastropoda; Patellidae
Exons: 8
Coding region: 127-1590 (487 amino acids)
Source: RefSeq, a predicted model, not a curated record